UUUUUUUUUCAUUUUUUAUUUUUAUUGAAACGAUGGAAGAAGAUUACGAGAGUGUUCUACUCAUUAUUCGAGAAUGUUAUGUCUAUAAAAUCCCUCCUAGAACAGCAGCUAGAGGUUAUAGAGCUGCAGAGUGGGGAGACCUUGCCACUAGUUUCUUAUGGAAAGGUCGUUUGAGGAUUGUAGCUAAAGGCAAACAAUGUGAGAUUCGUAUGGAAGACAACAGUACAGGUGAUUUGUUUGCUGUCUGUCCCUAUCAGGUCCAUUCAAAUUCUGUAGAAGCUGUAUUGGAUUCCAGUCGUUAUUUUGUAUUGAAGAUUGAAAGUGAUGGUCGACAUGCAUUUAUUGGUAUGGGUUUCCAAGAGCGUUCAGAUGCGUUUGAUUUUAAUGUAACGCUACAAGAUUUUGUAAAACAACUUCGAGCUGAAAAAGAAGCUGUUGAGCGUGCAGCAGACACAACACCUAAAAAAGAUUAUAGUCUAAAAGAAGGUCAAACGAUCAAUAUCACCAUUGGUAAUGUCGGGGCUAAAAGAACAAGACAAAAACCUGCUUCUACUUCUAACGAAGGUGGAUUGGUUCCUUUAUUACCUCCUCCUCCAUCUGCUUCACAAGUUAAACAACAACAACAACAACAGCAACAGCAACAGAGACAAUCCUUUUUUUAAGUCGUACAAAAUAAACUAUAUAUUUAUACACAGGUUGACAGCAUAACAAUAUGAUUUCAAACUCCAUUACUUGUCUGUUCACUAUCAAACAAAGCAUGUUUGAUUUCUUUAUGCUCUAAAGAAGAUGGAUUGGUUACUUUUUUUAUAUGUUGUACUCUUCAUUAAAGAAUAGGUUACACUCCAUUUUGUUACGUAACACAGGCGAUUAUCCUUAGAUUCUGUAC
Molecule: messenger RNA, 886 nt
Organism: Gilbertella persicaria
Lineage: Eukaryota; Fungi; Mucoromycota; Mucoromycetes; Mucorales; Choanephoraceae
Exons: 7
Coding region: 33-662 (209 amino acids)
Biological process (GO): endocytosis
Cellular component (GO): membrane; clathrin vesicle coat
Source: RefSeq, a predicted model, not a curated record